Coccomyxa subellipsoidea C-169 is the source of this 552-nucleotide messenger RNA. RefSeq lists its product as hypothetical. Lineage: Eukaryota; Viridiplantae; Chlorophyta; Trebouxiophyceae; Coccomyxaceae. Gene Ontology annotation, biological process: formation of translation preinitiation complex. The record is from RefSeq and is a predicted model, not a curated record. The transcript is spliced from 4 exons. Bases 1 to 552 code for a protein of 183 amino acids. Gene Ontology annotation, molecular function: RNA binding.
AUGUUCAAGAAAUUCACCCCAGAGGACGUCUCGACACAAAACCAGGUGAAAUCGUCCAUCCAAAGAGGCAUCAGAGCUAAAGUAUGUAGUACUUAUCCAAUUCUGGAAGAGACUGGUGCCAUUGAAGACAUUCUUCCAAAGAAGGAACAGGCAAUCCUCGCCAAACUGCCUGACAGAGUGCAAGUCAUUUGCAUCAAUGGAGAGCCACUGUUCUUCGCCCAAAGAGAGGACAACUGGUUUCCCACUCUUAGACUGCUUCACAAGUACCCGGAUAUGAUGCCAAAGCUACGAGCAGACACAGGCGCCAUAAAAUUUGUCCUGUCCGGAGCAAACAUCAUGUGCCCUGGGCUCACAUCUCCUGGCGCAACACUUCACGAUGAGGUGGAUGCCGAAUCACCUGUCGCAAUUUACGCGGAAGGAAAGGAGCAUGCAAUGGCGGUGGGUCUCACGAAGAUGUCCACAAAGGACAUAAAGGAGAUCAACAAGGGCAUUGCUGUGGAGAACGUCCACUACCUCAAUGAUGGUCUCUGGAAGAACAACAAGUUUCUUUAG